This is a messenger RNA of Toxorhynchites rutilus septentrionalis, 516 nucleotides long. It is a transcript of the gene RpS30, whose product is annotated as FAU ubiquitin-like and ribosomal protein S30. The record is from RefSeq and is a predicted model, not a curated record. The transcript is spliced from 3 exons. Gene Ontology annotation, biological process: translation. The coding region runs from base 45 to 440 and encodes 131 amino acids. Gene Ontology annotation, molecular function: structural constituent of ribosome; protein binding. Lineage: Eukaryota; Metazoa; Arthropoda; Insecta; Diptera; Culicidae. Gene Ontology annotation, cellular component: cytosolic small ribosomal subunit; ribosome.
UCAUCUUUCUUUUUCAUUUGUGCUGUGUAGGAACAAAGUUCAAAAUGCAGCUGCAUAUUCGUGGACUAAACACUCACGUUCUGGAUUUCCAGGCCCAGGAAACCAUCGUCGAAAUUAAGGCUCGCGUUGCCGAGAUUGAAAAUGUGGAGGCCGCACAGCUGGUUCUGUCGUGCGAGGGUGCCAUCCUGGGCGAUGAUUCCCUCGUGGGAUCGCUCUCGUCUGCCGAGCUUGAUUUAACCAUUCCACUGCUCGGAGGUAAAGUGCACGGUUCGCUCGCGCGUGCCGGCAAGGUCAAGGGUCAAACGCCGAAGGUCGAAAAGAAAGAAAAGAAGAAGAAGAAGACCGGACGUGCCAAGCGUCGCAUUCAGUACAACCGGAACUUCGCCAACGUUGUGCAGGCCUUCGGACGCCGUCGGGGACCGAACGCCAACUCAACGUAAGCGUGAAAUGUUUGUAAUAAAUACGGAAGGGAAGGAUAAAUAAAGUAAAAGGACGUUCUUUAUAAUGUAAACUGUA